This is a messenger RNA of Nezara viridula (southern green stink bug), 1664 nucleotides long. NCBI's taxonomy places the organism in Eukaryota, Metazoa, Arthropoda, Insecta, Hemiptera, Pentatomidae. The record is from the annotation of a GenBank genome assembly.
CCUGUAAGAAUUUAUUUUUAAACCAGUGCAUGGAAUGGAAUAAGGAGCACCUUGCGUGUUUAAGAAUUUUACCGAAGGAUAUUAGUGUCGAUCUUCCCCAUAUAAAUGCUGAACUCAGUUUUCAAUGUCAGUUGAGCAUAAUGAAGUCUCUUUCAGUUUGCUUUCUGGCUGUACUGCUAAUACAAGCAUCGUCAGGCAGACCUAAUGAUGACAGUGGUGAGUACGAAGAACAUGAAGAGCAUUCAUUCGUUUACAGCUCAACUAAUCCUGGUCAGGUACAGAGCACGCAAACAAUCAUAGGAAGACCACCCUUUCAGCCAAUGAGCUUUGGCUUCGGCAACCCAGGGCGGCAGAACUUCGGGAAUAUGUUCGGCACCGGAGGAUUCGGCGGUUUCCCCAGUUUUAGACCCUUACCAGGCUUCCCACCUCUUGGACAAAUGAGCCCAGGUGGUUUCGGCGGAGUAACAGGACAGUCUUUCCAGCUACAACACCCAGGAGGAUUUGGACAGAUCAGUGGAUUCACUGGUCCAUCAUCCGCAGGAAAUGCUGCCUUUGCUAGUUCUAGUUCCGGAAGCCCAGGUGGUUCGAAUAGCCAACUAAUCAUAAAACCAGGAGGAGGCUUAGCAUUCGCAAGUUCGAGCUCAAGUAGCCCAGGAAGUAACCAAGUUUCAAUCAGUACGCAGACCUCGAGUUCGACAGACGGUCAAACCUCGGACAAAGGCGAAGAGUCUGAGCCAUCUAUUGCAGUGGAAUUUUAAAAUGGCACCCAAAUCCAUUUAAAAAUAAGUUAUAGAGCAAAAAGCAAUGUUGUUUUUGACUCAGUUUAAAAAUCCAUAUCAUAAACCCUUUUUCAUCCUAACUUUCCAAAAUAAAAUUAAUAAAUUGCAAACCUUUCUGUACCAAGCAUUACACUGUUCUAACCAUGAAUGUAGUUUUCCAACAACAAAAAGAAGAAAACAAAAAAUUUUAUUUUACAAUAUUUAUGUUAUACCAUGCGCUAAGUUGAGGAAUUAGGAAGCUGUUUGUAAACAUUUGACCUCUGUAACAUAAUAACUUGUAUAGCCUUAUAUAUAUUAAAUAUCUUGCCUAUCUACAGAACUUGAUGCUGAAAGUAGAGUAAUAAAAAUACUGUGAUGCAUAAAACACAAAUUGUGUCAAUGCAUUGUGUUUUUCUCAGUAGACAUCGUCUCAAUGCAAUACAUAUUUUACUAUUUAUUAUAUUUUACUAACCCAACUCAUGGUAUAGUUGUUUCCUAAUACCCAUGACAUUAAGUACAGACAACUGAUGUCAGUAUUUAUCGAUUCUGGAUACAAAUUGUAAUGGAAAAAUCAAAAGAAAAAUGUUUUAAAGAAUUACAGCGUUCAUUUAUUCCAAAAAGGCACUAAGUACAUUUUUUACAGAGCUGAGCUUUGAAGAAUGUUUUUGUGAAUUUUCUACCUUAUUUAUAGGUUUAAACAAACACAUUAAAUGCACUAAAAUGACACAAACUCCAUUAUGUAUCAAUAGUAGUUUCUGCAAGCACAAUUAUUUGAUAUAUGAAAUAUCACCUUAUGAAACAGUAUUCGAUUUUACAAACAUAGAAAAGGAAAAUCUUUAAAUGUUUGAUAGUAGAUAUCAAGAGCUAGAAACAAUUGUAUAUAAACAAGGUUCCGAUAUUCCGCAG